Messenger RNA from Oncorhynchus mykiss (rainbow trout), 6169 nucleotides. Its product is annotated as toll-like receptor 12. Gene Ontology annotation, molecular function: protein binding; signaling receptor activity. NCBI's taxonomy places the organism in Eukaryota, Metazoa, Chordata, Actinopteri, Salmoniformes, Salmonidae. Gene Ontology annotation, cellular component: plasma membrane. The record is from RefSeq and is a predicted model, not a curated record. Gene Ontology annotation, biological process: inflammatory response; toll-like receptor signaling pathway.
CUUUCAUUAACAAGGACAUUUCUAAGUGACCCCAAACCUUUGAACGGAUAUAUAUAUAUAUAUAUAUAUGUGUGUAUAUAGAUAUGUGUUACACACACACACACACACACACAGUCUUGUAUAUCUAACCUUGUAUAACUAAUCCAUUCAAAAUCCUGUACCCUAACAUUAAUCCUUAAACCUAGCUCCUAACCCCAAAACUAAACCUAGCUCCUAACCCUGAACUUAAUUCUAACCAUAACACCAAUUCUAACCUUAACCCUAAACCCCCUAGAAAUAGCAUUUUACCUUGGGGACUAACAAAAUGGCCCCAGUUGGUCAAAUUUGUUUGUUUACUAUUCUUGUGGGGACUUCUGGUCCCCACAAAUAUAGUGAAACACGUCCACACACACUAUCUACUAAUGUCUUUAAUCUUAUGCUAUUUUCCAUUUCAACAGUUUAAAAGUCUGAAUGAAUAAUGUAUUACACACAAACACACACACCUCAGGCAUUCAUUUCAGAGGGAUCUGUGAAGUUGUUGAUGGGAGUAGAGAGAGAGACUAGCAGGCCAGUGGCACUGAGGAAACAGAGGUCCAUCCAGCAGUCUUAACAUAGCUAGUCGGAGGGGACUAGAACAUGUCUCUCAAUGGCCAAUCCCAAAUCAACCCCUCGCCUAACCUCUUACUGUCCCCAAGCACAUAGGAAACAAAACUACCCAGGAUCGCUAGCCUAGAAAAGUGAUGUAACACUUGUCUGUUUCAUAAAUAGGAGUGUGUUUCCGCUGUAGAUUACACUAUGCAUUGUGCACUGCCAAGUUAACCCUUUCACUGGCGGCAUGUAGCGUUGGUAGCUUUCAUUCAUGUCAAUCAUUUCUGUUAACUUAUUUAUUAAUAACUUUAUUUUUGUUUGUGAGAUGUGGUCAUUAAAGGAUAGAUUUACAAAGUGACUGAAGUACUGAGGAGUGAGGGUAACGUGAUGGUGAUGCAGGUCUUUAUUUUCAUGUCAAUGUUCAACAGGUUGUAAAUAGUGCACUAAAACACCACACACUUACAAAACAUUUGAAUGAUAUAUUCUAUUUAAAAUAAAAUAGAGGAUUUUAUAAAUGUCAGAAGGCACAUUAACUUGCUUUGGAGACACUGUAAUAUGAUGACCAUGCAUCCAUCCUUUUGGGUAAAGAGGGAAUGUAUUGAAAACACUAAAACGUCUUUACUUUUGGGUAAAGAGGGAAUGUAUUGAAAACACUAAAACGUCUUUACUUUUGGAUAAAGAGGGAAUGUAUUGAAACACUAAAACGUCUUUACUUUUGGAUAAAGAGGGAAUGUAUUGAAACACUAAAACGUCUUUACUUUUGGUUAUGUUGCAACAGUUAUUAUGAAGCAAAAUGCUCAUGGCACUUAAGAUAAGGAUUGUCUUCAGGAAAGAAAACAGUUGGAUGUUGUGGUUCAACUUUACUUUACAGUCCUGUAUUUACCAGGUAUUUACUUAAAUAGUAGAAUGAUCAUUAGAAUAUCCACCUAAUGACAACUUUUAUUAUUUUUAAAAAAAGUUAAUUUGAAGAGUUUCUAAUUCUGUUGAAUUCUUUGAGAUAAGUGCCAAAAGGUAUGUCUGUUACCAUAGUUUCAUAGUAAAGACCAGGUCCAGGACCAGAUGAAGCAGGGCUGUAAAAUAAAGUCUGACUAUGUUUACAUGAUGGUAACUGUGUAAAUCUGAUGAUUGACAAGCCCAUAUCCACUCAUUAAAACAUUGAUUGAACGGACAUUCAAGUUGAACCACGUGGGCUUACAGAGGCAUCGUUGAAAACUCCACUUUGUGUGAUUUUAAAUGUGCAAAUGUAACAUGGUACGAUUGUGACAAAAGCAACCUAAUAAAUUAAGCUUUGACCUUCUGAAGAACAGUUGUCAUGUUGUUGUGUCCAAAAUGUCAGCUUUAUGCCGACUGAUAAGUGGUGAGAGGUGAGAAUGAAAAGUAUUGCUGUUCUGUCCGUUACAGGUCUGUUAAUUAACCUUCAGCACUUCACAGCAACAGAGAACCUCUAUCUGACUAUUUUAAACCUACACAACAACUUUUGCAGUAAAGACAUUGUUUUCACUUCCCUUUUCUCAAGACAUAUUUAAAGGUUGUUCUCUAGUAUUCUGCACGAGACUGUAGCGGUCUAGGUGUGGACAGAAGUACAGACUUCUCCCCCCAUAGAAGCACAGAGGUCUGGCACAGGAAGACCGUUUUUAAACACGGAACACUGAGGUCUAACAGCAAGAAUGACGUUUGUUUUUUGGGUGUGGAGGCCCGGUGUGAGUGUGCUGCUGCUCUUGUGUGUGUGUGACGGAGCAGAAGGGGUGAUCAGGCGUCACUGUGACUGCUAUGAGGAGGAUAUGUAUGUACAGAAAGACAUCGGAGGGUUCAUACAGUGUUCCCUUAAGCCUGGCCUGGGACCCUAUGCUGAGUGCACAGAGAUCACUGACCUCAGGUCUGGGCUGGAGGAGGUGUUUCCUGAUGUGCGUUCUCUUUGUAUCCUUCACUCCUCCUCCUCCCUGCCUGCAGACUCCUUCUCUCACAUUCCCCUCCUGGAGCACCUCUAUUUGGAUGGCUCACACCUGGCAAAGGUGACCUCAGGGGCCUUCGCUGGUCUCCCCAAACUAAGGUUCCUCCACAUCCUCGUCUCCUCCUCCUGGGGGGGAGUGAACGUCACUCUGGAGCCAGGGGUGUUCCAGGGCCUUUCUAGCCUGGAGGAGCUCACCCUGGCUGGGAUGAGUCUGGCCCUGGCCCCCGCUGCUCUGCUGGAUCCCCUGGUACGGGUGAGGAGCCUGAGGGUGGACAGGGCUGGAGCGAGAGACCUGGGGGAACUGUUCUGUCUCCUCUCCCCUGGGAUGGAGAAACUAGAGACCCUGGAGCUGCCUGACAGCAUGGUCAGCUCCAUCCAGAACGGAGGCUGCUCUGGAUCCAAUCCGUGGCCCACAGUGCUCCUGUCCAGGAUCCGGAUCCUGGAUCUGAGUGGAAACCCGGUGCGAAGGGUAGAGCCGAAGUCUCUGUCUGUGUUCCAGAACCUGUCCAGUCUGUCCCUGUCUAUGGUGGAUGUCUGGGUGGGCCAGCUGUGGGGGUCUGGCAUGGGGAGGGUUAACAAGCUCUACCUGUCCAGUUACGCCUUGAGACAGUUCACCCCCAGCCUGUCUGACCUGUGUACUCUGGUAGUAAAACAUGGAGUGGAGUCCUUGGAUCUGCGCCUGGCCCUGAUCACAGCCUUCACUGCAGAGGUCAUGAAGAGGUGUGGUCCUGGUCUGAGGCAGCUGUCUGUGACUUCUCAGGAUCUGUCUGGUAUGGACCUGGGGUUCUGGACUGGUACCGGUCAGAUACAGGGUCUGAUGAUGGUCCUGACCAAGCUGACCAAUGCCUCGUUCUGCUCAGCAGGGGGGGGGAGGGUGUGGAACCUCACCUCUCUCAUUCUCCAUGAGAACCACCUCACUGAGAUCACCACUGAUCAGUUCUCCUGUAUGCCCCUGCUGGAGCGUUUGGAUCUGAGUGAGAACCAUAUCUCCUCCCUGGCCCACCGGGCUCUCCAGGGGAUGCCGCUCCUCCGCGUCCUCGACCUCACCCACAACAAAAUCUCCAUGCUGGGAGAAGACGACUUUGAGGGUCUGCCUGCUCUAGAGGUUCUCCUCCUGGAAGGGAACAAGAUCUCAGGGGGCAUCGCUCAUGGGGUGUUCCGUAGACAGCAUCGACUCCAAGACCUCAGCCUGGGAGAGAUAGACAUUAUCUACCAGCUCUACCUCAACAUGCUGUUCCUGGGUUUCCCCACCAAGCUCCAGCACCUCCUCAUCGACACAGGCCCAGGAACCUACCUCACCGUAGGCCAUGUUCCCGCUCCUGAGUUCCCCAUGCUCCUGGAACUCAGAGGGAAGAUGAUCCAGUCCUCUGACUGUGAAAACAACAUGUUCCCCAUGGUCCGAGAGCUGAAGGUGGGCGACGGGACAAAAUUUGACUGCAACAACAUUUUCCUGGCCCCCUACUUCCUCAACCUGGAGUCGUUUGAGUUCUCAGCCAACCCUGAGAAGUUUGCCACCCCCUACACCACCAUCAACCAGCUUCGAAAGCUGAAGAGGCUCAAACUGACCAACCUCAACUUCUCCAACCACACAGACCCCAGUGUUACCUUCAGGAACCUGACGGAGCUCAGGAGCCUAGUGCUGAUCAACUGUCGACUCAACUUCCUCACCAGGUCCAUGUUUACAGACCUGGUGUCUCUACGUGUUUUGAGGCUGUACAGUGAGAGCCCUCUGAUCCUGUUGGAGGGGGUCUUCAUUCCCCUGCUGUCUCUCUCCACGCUGGUCUUUGACCAGGUCGACUUCCGCUGUGACUGCUCCAACGGCUGGCUUCUGGACUGGGCUGACAACUCUCGCAAAACACAGGUGGUGCUCCUGCAGCGACAGCAGUGCAUCUGGCACUACCAGCGACUCAACUUCCUGUCCACCAUGGAGCGCCUAUGCCAGACCGAAGACGACUUCCUGUCCUACGUCUCCACAACGGCCGCUGUGUGCACCCUCCUGUGCUUGGCGCUAGGAUACCGCUUCCUCCGCUGGCCCUGUGUUGUUCUAUUCUUUCGUCUGAGAGGAUGGGUGGAGCGACGUGUGGGGAGGAGGUGGUGGAGGAGGAGGAUGGGGGGACAGUGGGAGGAGCUGAUAGAGGGGGAAGAGGGAGAGGAGGAGGUGAGGUAUGAUGCGUUUGUGUCGUUCAGCAGUGGUGACGAGGCGUGGGUACUGGGAGAGAUGGCCCCGAUGCUAGAGGAGGAGGGGGAGCCACGACUAAGACUGUGUCUGCACCACCGAGACUUUGAGGUAGGGAAGGGCAUCGUGGAUAACAUCGCUGAGAACAUCUACUGCAGCAGGAGGACGGUGUGUGUGUUGACCAGACGCUACCUGAGGAGUGACUGGUGUGGCCUGGAGAUGAGAGUGGCCACACACCGCCUGUUGUCUGAGCACAGCCACAGACUCAUCCUCAUCUUCCUAGAACACAUCUCCCCCUUCGAGCUGUCCGCCUUCCACAGGCUUGCUAAGCUGGCCAGAACCCGGACCUACCUGGACUGGCCCCAGGAUGAGGACGAGAGGGUAACGUUCUGGGAGCGUUUACGACGAAACAUCGCAGAGAGAGACGCAGACGAACUGCAUGAUCCUCCAGAAGCAUCCUGAAGUCAUCUGCAUGUUCCACGUGAUGUUCUACGUUUAGAGAGAGAGAGUGUUCGCUACUGAUCUCAGAUCAGGGUGACGUCAAGGGACUCCUUUCUGGACUUUGUUUUUUACAUAAUAUUUUGACAUUGUUAUCUUUGCCUUCCAUUUAUCAGACGCUCUUAUCCAGAGCGACUUAAGUGCCUUGCUCAAGGGCACAUCGGCAUAUUUUUCACUUAGUCGGCUCUGGGAUUCGAACCAGUAAUCUUUUGGUUAUUGGCCCAAUGCUCUUAAACGCUAGGCUACCUUUCCUUUGUCUCCUUUCGUUCAUUCACUGAUUGUUCAAUUAACUGUUCUUGGAUCUGUGCUGUGUGUAUUUGAGCACAAAGACAACAUUAAUAUGCUAAACAUUCUCCCAUGGAAACAACACAUUUCAAUUGGUUAGAUAUUGUUUCCAGUGUAUGACCAUUUGUUUUAAUACAUGUUGCACUCUGUAACUCAUUGAUGCAAUGUGAUUUUACAGUAGCUUUAUAGUGCAACACUCCUCCCAUCUAAAGCAGAGACCCACAUAGUAUAGCUGCUGUCUCAGCUAUACUGACUAAAAUGUGUGUGUGCAUGCUUGCAAGAGUCCUUGUCUGUGUGUGUGUUUGAAAGUGGUGUAUGCUGUCUACCUGCCCUCUCAUCAGUAAGUCCCAGGGCCUGUUGGUUCUAACCCUCUGCAGCAGAAGGACAGUGUCUUGUCAUCACUAGACAUCCAUUGCUACAGGCUGAGAGAUGAGGGUUAAUAAGACAUUGGUCUGUGUGAAAGCUGCUGACUAAUCAUGCUGAUGAUGCAGUUCUACAGUGUUGUGUGAAUAAAUGGGGGACGUGUCUUUUUAAGAUUUGGAAUAGUCUAAACCUUCAGACCAAAGCCCUGUGUGUGUGUGCGCGUUUCAUUUUCAAAUCCAAAGAUAAUAGAGUCGUGUUGGACAUAUGUUUUUGUAGUUAUAUCCUCAUCGCUGUGUUUUCUCAAUUAUUAAACGGACAUUCAACUGCAA